AUGAAGAUCUUCAUGAAAACAUUAAUUGGAGAGACCAUUACUCUCGAGGUCGAGAGCUGCGAUACUAUCGACAAUGUCAAGGCCAAGGACAAAGAAGGUAUACCUCCUGACCAGCAGAGGCUUAUAUUUACUGAAAUUGAAAUCAAUAUUGAGCAUACUGAUACUAUUGAACGUAUCAAGGAGCGGGUUGAGGAGAAAGAAGGAAUUCCUCCAGUCCAACAAAGGCUCAUUUAUGCUGGUAAGCAGCUUGCAGAUGACAAAACUGCUAAAUAUUACAACAUUGAGGGUGGCUCUGUUCUUCACCUGGUCCUUGCUCUCAGGGGUGGCGGCCUUUAA
This is a messenger RNA of Fraxinus pennsylvanica, 336 nucleotides long. The record is from the annotation of a GenBank genome assembly. Lineage: Eukaryota; Viridiplantae; Streptophyta; Magnoliopsida; Lamiales; Oleaceae.